Messenger RNA from Tetranychus urticae (two-spotted spider mite), 1164 nucleotides. It is a transcript of the gene Ak2, whose product is annotated as Adenylate kinase 2. Gene Ontology annotation, molecular function: ATP binding; AMP kinase activity. NCBI's taxonomy places the organism in Eukaryota, Metazoa, Arthropoda, Arachnida, Trombidiformes, Tetranychidae. Gene Ontology annotation, biological process: ADP biosynthetic process. The record is from RefSeq and is a predicted model, not a curated record.
CUAUUUUUUAAGAUACACUUCAGUUUCAAGCUACAUCUGUUUUUUGCUCUUACCCUUUUCUUAGCUUGAUUAGUCAAUCUAGGUCAUUUUUUGUUAAAUCAUUAUCUAUUUUGUAUCUAAUCAAUAUGCCACCGUCAUCGUCAGAAAAUGCAUCACCUCCUGACUUUAGUAAUCGAGCUCGUGCAACCUUUGCUUAUCAGAAACUUUAUUCCAACCGAAGUGGAAUUAAUGCAGUUUUCCUAGGUCCUCCUGGUUCUGGUAAAGGUACUCAGGCUCAACGUGUUAAAUCAACUUAUGGUGUUUGUCAAUUAGCCACUGGUGAUAUGCUUCGAGCUGAAGUUGCCUCAGGGUCUGAUCUUGGUAAAUAUGUUAAAAAUAUAAUGGAUUCUGGUAAAUUAGUUGAUGAUGAACUGGUCGUUAAACUGAUUGAUGCCAAUCUGGACAAAGCUGAAUGCCGUAAUGGAUUCCUUUUAGAUGGUUUUCCACGUACAGUUGUUCAAGCCGAAAAGUUGGAUACGCUUUUAGAUAAACGAAAUACUCAACUUGAUUCCGUGAUUGAAUUCAAAGUUAACGAGGAUUUAUUGGUUCGUCGUAUCUGUGGUCGUUUAAUUCACCCUUCUAGUGGAAGAACCUACCACGAGGAAUUUUAUCCACCAAAAAAAGAAAUGACUGAUGAUGUAACUGGCGAGCCUUUGGUUCGACGUUCAGAUGACAAUCCUGAGGCCUUAAGGAAACGAUUGCAAACAUAUGACAGCUUAACUAAACCUUUGGUUUCUUACUAUCAGAAAAAAGAAAUUCACUCGGCGGUUGAUGCAACUCUUAAACCUGAUGAAGUUUUUAAUCAAAUUAAGUCUGCAUUUGAUAAAUCUAAGAUGAAGGACCAAGUUAUUUUCAUCUAGGAUUAUUGGCUCUCUAGAAAGGAAAACUCCUUUCCUUUGUUAAGUUUUCAUUUACUUUCUGAAUUGAACAAAUGAAUACAAUUAUUGGUUAUAGUUUGAUAGUAACAUGGUCAGUACCAUGAAAACUGAUAAAAUUUGCAUCCUUUUCUUUACUAUGCUGAUUCCUGGUUUGUUUAUUACUAUUAAUAUUUUAAGUACAAAUACAAUGCAAUUUAAUAUCAGAUGUUUUUUUGUGAGAUAAAAGUAAACUUUUCAAAAUAUUUGA